GCAGCAGACGACGUCGCGGACGGCUGGCUGCCAUGGCGGUUUAUCCCCUUUAAGGAGGCGGCGGGCGAAGCGGGUGUGUGUUUGCGUGUGGCAAUUGUCUGCUGAUGGAAAUAAUUCCUCAGCUCCCCACACCACACACACAAAAAAACAAAGACCUUCCUCGUCGCCCUUUCACGCAAACGGAUUACCCUGAAUAUUGAAUUAUGAGGUGCUUUUGUUGCAAUCUCCGGCGUUCCUGGUUUGCUGCGCUCUUAUUAGGAUUUUAAACACUCCCUCCCCUCCCCAUCCAGCUGCUCUUGAAACACACAUGGUGCAUUGUUGUCCUUCCCUAUAUCUGUUCACCAGUACUGUUCAGUAACCUUCAGCAAGUGGAUUAACGACCUCUAGGAUAAAUAUAGUUUAUCUAGGCCCACUGUACUGCAACCAUGGAACCCCGCAUGGAGUAUUUCUUGACACAGGUGCUGCAGAAAGACAUGGGGCGUCGCCUGCAAAUUGCUCAAGAGCUCAUAGAAUACAUCACAGAUCGACAGAAGUCCUCUGAUCUUGAACAUGAUCAAUCAGUGCUUGAUCGAAUGAUUGAUGGACUUGGAACUGGUUGGGUAAACUCCAGUAACUUUAAGGUUGCUUUAUUUGGUAUCGAAAUUUUAUCAACCCUCAUUUCACGCCUUCAGGAUCAUUUUAAAACCCAUAUUGGAACAGUGUUACCCAGUUUAAUGGACCGAUUAGGAGAUGCUAAGGAUCAAGUGCGAGAACAAGAUCAGAGCCUUUUAUUGAAGAUCAUGGAGCUGUCUGCUACCCCACAGUAUGUUUGGGAACGAAUGUUGGGAGGAUUUAAACACAAAAAUUUCCGAACCAGAGAAGGAAUUUGCCUUUGCCUUAUUAGUACGUUAAACGCCUAUGGAGCUCACAGUUUAACUCUGAGCAAAAUCGUACCCCAUAUUUGUAAUUUAUUAGGAGAUCCCAACAGUCAGGUCCGUGAUGCAGCAAUAAAUAGUUUAGUAGAAAUUUACAAACAUGUAGGAGAACGGGUCCGAUCAGAUCUUCAUAAAAAGGGGCUACCACAGUCAAGGUUGAAUGUAAUUUUUGCAAAAUUCGAUGAAGUUCAGAAAUCUGGAAAUAUGAUUCUUCCUUCUGCAACUGAUAAAAAUUUUGACGAUGAAGAAUCUGUGGAUGGUAACAGGCCCUCAUCGGCCAGCUCCACUUCUUCAAAAGCCCAUGUUUCACGACGUCCUAUUGUUGCGAGUACAAGUCGUAGACCGGCUUCAUCUGCAGCUAGCUGGAAAAAUACAACAGGCAAGGAGGCGGCGGGUGCUGUCGACGAGGACGAUUUUAUCCGAGCAUUUGAAGAGGUUCCGGUGGUUCAGAUUUUUUCAAACAGAGAUCUUGAAGAAUCCAUCAACAAAAUUAGGGAAGUUUUAUCAGAUGAUAAGCAUGACUGGGAACAGAGAGUAACUGCUCUUAAGAAGGUCAGGUCUCUAAUAUUGGGUGGAGCAGCAGAACAUGAAUCUUUCUUUCAACAUCUGCGGCUUUUAGACGGUGCAUUCAAAUUAUCAGCAAAAGACCUACGAUCUCAAGUUGUGCGUGAAGCCUGUAUAACAUUAGGGUAUCUCUCAUCCGUUCUGGGAAAUCGUUUUGAUCAUGGUGCAGAAGCCAUUUUGCCAACACUUUUCAACCUUAUUCCUAAUAGUGCCAAAAUUAUAGCCACAUCUGGAAUAGCAGCUAUCAAAUUAAUUAUUCAACAUACCCACUUCCAUAGAUUAAUACCAGUUAUCUCAAGCAACUGUGCAUCAAAGUCUGUGGCAGUACGGAGGCGUUCAUUUGCAUUUUUGGAAAAGUUGCUGCUGGAUUGGCAAACACACUCAUUAGAAAAACAUUCAUCACUGGUGGUUGAAACUAUAAAGAAGGGUGUCCAUGAUGCUGAUUCAGAAGUAAGAAUAGCAGCCCGAAAAGUGUAUUGGAAUUUUCACAGCCAUUUCAGUAGAGAAGCUGAAGUCUUGUUCAAUUCAUUGGAACCUUCCUACCAGAAGCCGCUACAGUCCCACUUGAAAAGUUCAGACAGCAUUGUUUCGUUGCCUCAGUCUGAUCGCUCGUCAUCUAGUUCUCAAGAAAGUCUAAAUCGUCCCCUGUCCACAAAGCGAAGUCCAACUGGGAGCACAGUAUCACGAGCUUCUACAGUUAGUGGAAAACCUGUAUCCACCACGGGUGCUCUGCAACGCUCUCGCAGCGACGUUGAUGUGAACGCAGCCGCUAAUGCCAAGUCACGUUUAAUUGCAACUCCAAGCAACACACCUGGACAUUUUAGCGCGGCUGCAGCUUUACCUCCAGGAUCCUAUGCUUCCCUAGGUCGGGUACGCUCUAGACGUCAAAGUUCUGGGAGUGCCACCAGUGUUGCCAGCACACCCGCUGAUACCAGAGGUCGUAGCAGAGCUAAAGUAGUUUCUCAGUCCCAACGAUCCAGAUCAGCUAACCCUGCUGGCGCUGGAAGUAGAUCAAGUUCACCUGGUAAGCUCCUCUGCAGCACUUACUCCGGCAUGAGCGGUGGACCUCCGAGAGUUUCAGUUGCACCACAAGCAUCCGAGAAGCGCAGCAAGAUCCCUCGCAGUCAGGGGUGUAGCAGGGAAGCCAGCCCCAACAGAUUGGGGUUAGCACGGAGCAGCCGUAUCCCUCGACCAAGCAUGAGUCAGGGAUGCAGCCGCGAUACGAGCCGUGACAGCAGUCGAGAUACAAGUCCUGUUAGGGGCUUUGCUCCACUUGCCUCACGUCGACACUCGAGGUCCACCAGCGCACUCUCCACUGCUGAUUCUCUUGGCCACCCAGAUCGAUAUGGGCUUGGACAGGCUGGGCGGUUACCUGCCACUGCAAUGAGAGUACUGAAUACAAGCACAGAAGUGGAAGCUGCAGUUGCAGAUGCCUUGCUGUUAGGAGACACCAGGAAUAAGAAAAAACCUAUCAGGAGGCGAUACGAGCCAUAUGGUAUAUACUCUGAUGAUGAUGCCAACAGCGAUGCUUCUAGCGCUUGUUCAGAACGAUCUUAUGGCUCCAGAAAUGGAGGUAUUCCACACUACAUGCGUCAAACAGAAGAUGUGGCCGAGGUCUUGAAUCACUGUGCCAGCUCAAAUUGGUCUGAAAGGAAAGAAGGACUUGUAGGCCUUCAAAAUCUAUUAAAAAGUCAGAGAACCUUAAGCCGUGUUGAAUUGAAGCGUUUGUGGGAAAUCUUCACUCGUAUGUUUGCAGAUCCUCAUAGCAAGGUAUUCAGCAUGUUUUUGGAGACUCUGGUAGAUUUCAUCAUAAUCCAUAAAGAAGAUCUACAGGACUGGCUGUUUGUGCUCCUGACUCAGCUUUUAAAGAAAAUGGGGGCUGAUUUGUUAGGUUCUGUGCAGGCAAAGGUUCAGAAGGCACUAGAUGUCACAAGAGAGUCUUUCCCAUUUGAUCAACAAUUCAAUAUUCUUAUGCGCUUUAUUGUGGAUCAAACACAAACGCCUAACCUUAAGGUUAAAGUUGCUAUCUUGAAGUAUAUUGAGAAGCUGGCGAGACAGAUGGACCCAGCAGAUUUUGUUAAUUCCAGUGAGACCCGCCUUGCUGUAUCCCGAAUCAUAACCUGGACAACUGAACCAAAGAGCUCUGAUGUGAGAAAGGCUGCGCAGGUCGUGUUGAUUUCUCUGUUUGAGCUGAACACUCCUGAGUUCACUAUGUUACUUGGUGCCUUGCCAAAAACCUUCCAAGAUGGUGCCACCAAGCUCCUACACAAUCAUUUGAAGAACUCCAGCAACACUAGUGUGAGUUCGCCCAGCAACACAAUGGGGCGCACACCUUCACGGCACUCCAGCAGUCGAACAAGUCCUCUUACUUCUCCUACAAAUUGUUCGCAUGGUGGUCUAUCCCCAAGCAUGCUGGACUAUGACACAGAAAACCUUAACUCCGAUGAAAUUUAUAGCUCUCUUCGAGGGGUCACACAAGCCAUCCAGAAUUUUAGUUUCCGCAGUCAAGAGGAUUUGAAUGAACCAAUUAAACGAGAUGGAAAGAAAGACUGUGAUGGUAUAUUGCGAGAUGGAGGAAUUGCGUCUCCAUCGUCUGACAUUCGUGGAGGUGGUGAACCCAUGGAAGGAGGAAGAACAGCUCUUGACAACAAGACAUCUUUGCUCAAUACUCCGCCACCGCGAUCUUUCUCUGGGCCUCGGACUCGAGAAUAUAAUCCCUAUAAUUAUUCUGAUACAAUCAAUGCAUUUGACAAGACGGCACUGAAAGAAGCUAUGUUUGAUGAUGAUAUGGAACAGUUGCGUGAUGUGCCCAUUGACCAUUCAGAUUUAGUUGCUGAUCUACUGAAAGAACUUUCCAAUCAUAAUGAGCGAGUGGAAGAGAGGAAGGCAGCUUUGUUGGAACUCUUAAAGAUAACUAGAGAAGAUUCUCUGGGGGUGUGGGAUGAACACUUCAAGACAAUUCUACUUUUGCUUCUAGAGACUCUGGGAGACAAGGAUCACUCCAUUAGAGCACUAGCCUUAAGAGUUCUACGUGAAAUCCUACGGAACCAGCCAGCAAGAUUUAAAAACUAUGCAGAAUUAACCAUUAUGAAAACAUUGGAAGCUCAUAAAGAUUCCCACAAAGAGGUGGUUAGAGCUGCAGAAGAAGCUGCUUCCACUUUGGCAAGCUCCAUACAUCCUGAGCAAUGCAUCAAAGUACUCUGCCCCAUCAUCCAGACAGCUGACUAUCCCAUCAAUCUAGCUGCUAUUAAGAUGCAAACAAAGGUGAUAGAAAGGAUCACCAAGGAGUCUCUACAUCAACUUCUCCCAGAUAUCAUUCCUGGGUUGCUUCAGGGCUAUGACAACACAGAAAGCAGCGUGCGUAAAGCAAGUGUGUUUUGCUUGGUAGCAAUUUAUUCUGUAAUUGGAGAGGAGCUGAAACCCUACCUUGCACAGCUCACGGGAAGUAAGAUGAAAUUAUUGAAUUUGUAUAUAAAAAGGGCCCAGACGACAAACAGCAACAGUAGUUCAUCGUCAGAUGUAUCAAGUCACAGCUAACGGAUUGCAGCCAUGUUUCUUUGGACAGAUGAAGGCGUGCAUCUUUAGAGACCUUUCUGCUCAAUUUUUGAAAUUCACGGGCCCUUGGAGUGAAAAAUUGCUGCACAUCAGUGUUUGUUCUUAAGUAAUAUAUGCAGUUGCUUAGCUUUAAUCUUACAGCUGUGACUUAAUCAUAACGUGAUGCCUGUUUAACAUGUGACCUAAUGAAUAGAAGAAGGCCUUGUAGUGUCUUCGGACAGUCCAGUGGUGAUGUCAAGUGAUGCAGCACUGAUCCUAGGUUAGAAUUUUGUCAUCUUUAAAUUUAAAGUAUGUAAUGUACAUACUUGUAUGAGUAUUAUUCCACAAGAUAUUCUUUUAAGUAUUAUAUAUUAGCAAAUCACUGUUAUUAAAUUUCAAACGUAAUACCGUUGCUAGUAUAUCCUAGCAGCUACUUGAUUAGACCUGCCAAGUCGGUUGCUAAGGCAAGUGAUCUCUCACUGGACUGGACUUUCACUACUGCAGAGGACUACAGACUUUUUUUGCAAGUUCUGUCAGUAUUCAUUUUUUUAUUUUAUUUUUGCAAUGCAUUGAAGAACAUGUGUUCUCUACCAAGUGGAGGCUUAUUUGCAUGGCAACACAAAAAAAGGCAUGAUUGUGCUUUUUGGGCAUCUGUAAGACUACCAUUUGGUGGAAAGUUCAGAAGCUAUUGUAUUAUACACCUGUUUUUUUUCUUUCUCUCAUACUUUCAAUUAUUUGAUCACUUUCUUUUCCAACACCCUUGACAUUACUUGUCUUCAAGUUGGAAGUACAGGAGAUGGUGUGUUGUAUGUCUUUGCCAGACUUUUGUCAUCCCUGUCAUUGAAAUGAGUGUCCAUGUCCUUCCUUGGCAGGAACUGAGAGAGCUCAUCAAAAUAUUGUAGCCGAGAUGAAAAUCAACUGAGAGUGAUAACUUAGUUUCCUCUACGAAUCUACUGUUUAUGGAUCAUGGAAAAAUCCACUUAUUUCACCUUCAAUAAAAUGUUUUGAUUGGAGUUGCAAA
Messenger RNA from Amblyraja radiata (thorny skate), 6033 nucleotides. RefSeq names its product cytoplasmic linker associated protein 1a (gene clasp1a). The record is from RefSeq and is a predicted model, not a curated record. Gene Ontology annotation, molecular function: kinetochore binding; microtubule binding. NCBI's taxonomy places the organism in Eukaryota, Metazoa, Chordata, Chondrichthyes, Rajiformes, Rajidae. Gene Ontology annotation, biological process: establishment of mitotic spindle localization; mitotic spindle assembly. Gene Ontology annotation, cellular component: kinetochore; basal cortex; mitotic spindle.